AGCUGAGCUCUGCACGCAGACGUCUGAGAGCAGAGCAGAGAAAGACGAGUGACAUGUUCACCAAGGGCUCAAAUCAUCGCACAAACUGGAAUCUGAGCAAAGAGGACACAGACACUCAACGGUGCACAUUUUAAUCAGCAUUGGAGAUGAACGGUUGUCCACUGUGGGAUUUGAAGAUGUGGGCAUUGAUGGGAGUAGUCUGUGUGUGCCACUGUGUCUUUGGACAGCUGUUUGAGACCAGGCUGAAAGGAGCGCCCCGUCUGAUCUGCAGUGUCCCUGGGUCACCAGGCCUGCCUGGCAAACCUGGUCCCGGCGGGGCCCCAGGAGCAGAUGGGAAUGUGGGUAUCCCAGGAAGAGAUGGCAGAGAUGGCAGGAAGGGUGAAAAGGGCGAAAAGGGAGACACAGGAUUGAAGGGCAGAGUCGGCCCAACAGGUAAAAUUGGAGAACGAGGUGACCGUGGCCCUGCGGGGAAACAAGGCCCUACUGGGGAAAAUGGAGAUCGGGGCCCACUUGGUCCUCUAGGACAUGAUGGAGAGAAAGGGGAUAAAGGUGAACGAGGGCCACCUGGAACAGCAGGAACUUGCAGAUGUGGCAGCCUGCUUCCUAAAUCUGCCUUCUCUGUUGGAAUAACUAGCAGCUACCCUACAGAAUACACCCCCAUCAAGUUUAACAAGGUCCUGUUUAAUGAGGGUGGACACUACAACCCACAGACAGGCAAGUUCAUCUGUGCAUACCCAGGCAUUUAUUAUUUCUCCUAUGACAUUACCCUGGCCAACAAACACUUGGCUAUUGGUCUGGUGCAGAAUGGCCAAUAUCGCAUCAAAACCUUUGACGCCAACACAGGGAACCAUGAUGUAGCAUCUGGGUCCACUGUGAUGUUCCUGAACCCAGAAGAUGAGGUGUGGUUGGAGAUCUUCUACCGUGACCAGAACGGUUUAUUUGCAGACCCAGGCUGGGCUGAUAGCUUGUUCUCUGGCUUUCUUCUCUAUGCUGACACAAACUACUUUGACACACUGGCAGCCGACUAUGCAUAAA
Molecule: messenger RNA, 1035 nt
Organism: Monopterus albus (swamp eel)
Lineage: Eukaryota; Metazoa; Chordata; Actinopteri; Synbranchiformes; Synbranchidae
Gene: c1qtnf7
Product: C1q and TNF related 7
Exons: 3
Coding region: 147-1034 (295 amino acids)
Molecular function (GO): protein binding
Source: RefSeq, a predicted model, not a curated record